AUGAUAACCAAGCUCCAACUGCAUUAUCAAAACCAGUUGAAGUUCUGCGCGUCUGUGUUAUUCAAGAUGUUCCGUUUGGUGUCGCCGUUCUCGUGGUUGGACUCGCUGGCGGAUGAAGAAGAGUUUAUGGGAGGGUUCGAUGAGCGCUAUCCAUCGACGCGUAUUUUGAUUCUUCCUAACAGACAGUCUCUUCAGCGUGAGAACAGCCCGAAUACUGAAGAGGAAGAAGAAGAAAUGGAAAUGGAAAUAGAGGAGUCACCUGUAGCUGAGGAAAAGGAGUCGAUGAUCAGUGACUUUUUUGACGACCUUCCUGUCGGUGCAAAACUUAUGGACACCCGGAUGCCCCCGAACCUCUCGCCGCCCGAAUCGAAGACCAAGGACGACUACUCGUUCUUUACGUACUCGUACAGCACGUGUCUGACCGCCGACGACAAUGGUCGCCGCGUAGACAGCACACGCCGCCGCUACGAGGACUCGGCGGGACGACUGAAAGCUCAGCACAAGCGUCGGAUCGGUACACGCGCACUGGAGUCGACUUGGAAGCGUGCAUCGGAAAAGGAUGAUGGCACUCACGAGCACAAGGUGUCGUCGGGCUCGGUUGAGGACUUCGAGAAGGCCUGGAAGAGCACACCAUUCGGUGGUGCCGAAGAGCACGCCAAGGCUCAAGGUGUGACAAAGCAAAGCGUGCUGCCCGACCACCCCGAGGCUCAAGAGCUGCCGUAA
Molecule: messenger RNA, 723 nt
Organism: Peronospora farinosa
Lineage: Eukaryota; Oomycota; Peronosporomycetes; Peronosporales; Peronosporaceae
Source: the annotation of a GenBank genome assembly